This is a messenger RNA of Phialemonium atrogriseum, 1757 nucleotides long. RefSeq lists its product as uncharacterized. Gene Ontology annotation, cellular component: cytoplasm. NCBI's taxonomy places the organism in Eukaryota, Fungi, Ascomycota, Sordariomycetes, Cephalothecales, Cephalothecaceae. The record is from RefSeq and is a predicted model, not a curated record. Gene Ontology annotation, biological process: protein ubiquitination. The transcript has 3 exons. Gene Ontology annotation, molecular function: ubiquitin protein ligase activity. Bases 1 to 1593 code for a protein of 530 amino acids.
AUGUCGAACCCUGGAGAGUCGAGUCCUGCGGCCCCUCAGGGCCAAGCGGGGGCCUCCAGCCGCCCACCUUUCAUCACCAGCACUGGCUCGAUGCUAUCGGGUUUACCGGAGCCGCCCCGCACUCACCCUUCAACUCUUGGUGCCGAGGCUCCCCGUACGGAUCCAACUUCAAACCCGAUUCCAGCCGGCUCAACCCCCGACGCUGAUGCGGCCGCCCCCUUGCUUCCCACAACCCCCCCGGCUCCCCCGAAUACCGAACGCCGGCGGCAGGCUGCCACCCUAAGGCAGUCCUCCUCCCAUGCGAACAACAAUCGUGGCUCAGAUUACGACAGUGACGAUGAAGCUGAUUUCCCCGAUAUCCUCGAGGAUGAGCAGAAUGCCUUGCGAUUCAUCGAGCAACACCUCGCUACUGGCGCCCCAAUCCCGUUGCGGGUUGGAGAUGUGGAUGAGGCUCGGAUCCGCGCACACCAGCUACUCCGUGGUCAAUUGUCUAGCAAGCGGGUGGCAUCAAAGGGUGCUCUUUCUUCUCUGCAGAGCGUUGAAAUUAGCAGUCUGCCUGAGAGUGAGCGGAUGUGCGUGAUCUGCUACAACGAGUUCGGCGUGCGCAAUCCCGAGGGCAUUAAUGAGGCCCCACUCCGGCUGCCAAGGUGCAAGCAUGUCUUUGGUGAUCACUGCAUCAAGAAGUGGUUUGAAGAGUCGGACAGCUGCCCUUAUUGCCGAGACAAGGUGCCUUCGGAACCCCAGUUUCGGGCAAACUACGAAGCUCUGAGGGACUUCUUCUUGAGAAGCUCGUAUACAUCCCGGCAACAUGCUAGGCCUCCUCCCGUUGGCGAGAAUCGAGGAGGCACUGCAGGUUCUGCGAGCACGUUGAGCAUGCAUCGAGCCGAGGCUGAAGCCUACGUGAGGUAUAUGUCACAGCGUGAUGAGAACCGAUAUGAUGGUAGCCCACCGCGGGCCUGGCACACGGGAGACCGUCGCUCGCCUCCUUCCGAGGCUCCGGAGAUGCGGAGACGCACUCGCCCUCGCCACGGGAGCGUCCGAACCUUGCCAUCGAACAACGGACCCAGCAACAGCCGCCCAAAUUCGUUUGGGGGAGUCGUCCCCUCGGCCCCUCCGCAGCCGAGCCCGGCCCGUGAGCGUGUAAAUCCCCCUAACCUUCCGUCUAAUUGGUAUCCAUUUUCGCACGAUCCGCGACGAUCACUGACACCGCAUUUCGCCCGACAGCUUUCAGCGGCCAGCCAUGGGCCUUUCAACUACAACGGAGGCGGCCCUGGCGGUGGCCGACAGAUGCCCCCAGUGAUGCCGCUCCAUUUAGAUCCCCUAGGGCUCGGUCCGGUUCACAUGUCAAACACACCCCAUCCCGGUUUCACGCCUCCGCUGUUGGUGAAUCCCGGGCUCCAUGAACAGGCAUACCCGCACACACAUGAUGGUGGUGCCGGAAUGUCUCAUAUGGAGCCUCCUGCCAUAGGACUUGGUGGGAACUUCUCCGGUGUGCCGGGUGUGGCGAGCUUCUUCCAGGACCUUCCCCCGCUGGCUGGGCCCAGCUAUCCCACCGCCUCGAACGGGAGCGGUAACCAUUCACCCCAAUGGUAGCAACGGCCCGGGUACUCAUCAAAUCCCGGGACGCCCGAGCUACGGCUCCACACGGCAGUUGUGCCUCGUCUAUAUUUUACAUACAACACUUUCAUGACCCCUGACUGCAGACGAAGAACACGGCAUCCUCUUAUUACGAGGCGACAUUAUAGAUUUCAUUUUCA